GGCGGGAGCGGCUGCCCGGCGGGGUGCCCCGGCCCGGGGUGAGCAUGGUGCCCUAGUGCUGGGGCUAUGUCGGAGGCGGCCCGGAGCCUCCUGCAGCGCUGGGGCGCCAGCUUCAGGAAGGGCACCGACUUCGACUCCUGGGGGCAGCUGGUGGAGGCGAUCGACGAGUACCAGAUAUUAGCAAGGCAUCUACAAAAAGAGGCACAGUCUCAGCACAACAACUCGGAAUUCACAGAAGAUCAAAAGAAAACCAUAGCUAAAAUAGCAACAUGCUUGGAACUGAGAAGUGCAGCUUUACAGUCCACCCAAUCACAGGAUGAAUUUAAGCUUGAGGAUUUGAAGAAGUUGGAACCAAUCUUAAAGAAUAUCCUCACUUAUAAUAAGGAGUUCCCCUUUGAUGUUCAGCCUGUCCCACUCAGGAAGAUCUUAGCACCUGGAGAAGAGGAACACUUGGAGUUUGAGGAGGAUGAUGAGGAAGGAGGAGCUGGAGCAGGGUCUCCAGACUCUUUUCCUGCUAGAGUUCCAGGAGCCAAUGAAGGUACUUUAUUACCCAGAUUGCCAUCUGAACCCGGGAUGACAUUACUCACAAUCAACAUAGAGAAAAUUGGUCUGAAAGAUGCUGGGCAGUGCAUUGAUCCUUACAUCACAGUCAGUGUAAAGGAUUUGAAUGGGAUAGAUCUGACUCCUGUGCAAGAUACUCCUGUGGCUUUGAGGAAGGAGGACACGUAUGUCCAUUUUAAUGUGGACAUCGAGAUUCAGAAACACAUUGAAAAACUAACAAAAGGUGCAGCUAUUUUCUUUGAAUUCAAACACUACAAGCCUAAGAAAAGGUUUACUAGCACCAAGUGCUUUGCUUUCAUGGAGAUGGAUGAAAUUAAACCUGGGGCAAUUGUUAUAGAACUGUACAAAAAACCCACUGACUUUAAAAGGAAGAAAUUGCAACUGUUGACCAAGAAACCACUUUACCUUCACCUCCAUCAAACAUUGCACAAGGAAUGACCCCAGUUGUGAGACUUCUGUGAACUGAACCGCAAGUCAUGGUAGCUCUGUGUAGUAGCCUUCGAGGGGCAGGAAAACGACUGUAUUCAUGCCAGUAGGUCAGACGGGACCAUCACACACUGCACAGCACUACUUCAGGGUCAGAGGCAAGCCUACCAUUCAAGUGCAAGAUUUUUUCAGUAACUUCCAGAUACAGGUUUUUCUGAGAGCCCUGAAAUACGUUGACUGCUUUUCCUAAUUUUGCUGUUCAUCACUUUUUAUCUUAACUGUCAUUAUCCUUUUGCCUCAAACUCCACCCAAGGAUGGAGACUGCCCCUUUGCCAAACCUGUAGCAAUAAAGACGUGGCAGGCCUACUAACUGUUUACACUUGCUGUGCUAUUGUAGUUCCUCUCAUCUGCAUUUUGGAGUCCUCUGUAGUGGGCUGGGUGGCAGAAGACCGGGAGAAAGACAAGGUGGGGCGGGAAGGAGCUUGAGGUACUGCAAGUGACUUAAAGUGAGGGAGAGGAGGAUGCUGGGUCAAGUGGGGUGGCCACAGAAGAGCUCCUCAGUCAGCUGUUCUGCUUUGGUCAGGCCAGGAGGAGGACAACUGCAGAUGAGAACACUGAACUAUGAUUUUAAAACAGCCUUGCCUGAUCCACUCCUACUGAGUUCUGGAUACAUGCUACAAUCCUUUAAAUCACCAUUACUCCCUAAUAGAUCUAAUUUUUCUGAAUCUUGCCACAGAGUGAUUUGCAAAGGUGGGUGGGGGUUGGAGAGAGGCUUUCUCCAGGGAUUCAUCCACGUGGUGGUGGGUGUUUUGCCAUGUCAGUGACAGCAGGACAGGCCCCUCAGUGUUCAAGCGUCAAUUUUCCAGAGCUUUUGGUAAAGUAGAUCUGUCUGCAGGUUGACCCACCUUUUACAUGAAACUGCUGUUCUUAUGGAAACUGAUUGUAUGCGGUUUUCUGCAUAUUUUGUGCAAGUCUGGAAACUUCCUCUAAAAAUUACCUUUUUAUGUAAGUAGAUAGGAUUAUCAUUUAUUUUCUAUAUUUUUGAUUUGGUGUGUAAUAAGCUGCAGGACAUUGGCUUAUUAUGACACACUUACAUUCACCUUUUGACCUAAUAAAGGGACAGAAGUAGAACCCAGUCAAAUCUUUCAUAUAUUUGCGUGGAUAUUUAAUACAAUACUUUAAGGUUUGAUAUACUUCUUGCAUAUCUAACUAGUGCCUAAAUACUCUGCUAUGCUAACGAAAGACCCAGCUCCCCAAAUAAUGUUAAAUACUAGGUUUAUUUUAAACAGUCUGGAUGCAGAUGUAUUGCCAGUUCCUCUUUUCUGUCAUGUAACCCCAAGAUGUUACGUUAUGCUUUAAUGGAAGGGAUGUUACUUUUCCUCAUGAUAUUUGUCUAUCUACAGGCCCGUGUUCAGCAUUUUUGGCUUUACCAUAUUGAUUAGGAUAAAAAGCUAUUUUUGAAUGUCCUAAUCUUCUUGCCUUCCCUCUGUUCUGGUAUAACUAGGGAUGAUGUUAUUUAGGUAUUACGAAAAAAGUCAGCAACACUUCCUCAAAUUCCACUACUGAGGGGUAGGGGGGAGGGAAGUGCAAUUGAAUUUUCCUGUUUAUGGGUCUUUACAAUGCCCCAAUGGUAUUACAUCUGAUACAUUGAAUAUCAAGCGCUGAAGAGAUACCCUACGAGUUACAGAAAUAUCUCUGAAUGCAGCAUUCUGGAUACCAGACAAAAGGAGGAUGCGUACAUUCUUAAAUAAAAAUCAUCCUUUGAACGCUGCAAACGGAUGGAGCAACCAUUAGUCUAUGGCUGCAGGUAAAUCCCAGCUUGGUCGAUAGCUGCGUUACCUACCCCUGGUCCCCGGCUGGCUCAGGUCUCUUUCUGACCUUCUUAAGAAUCUGUAGCACUGAGCGUCCCUGCAACAUGUACAGCCCCUCUCGCUCAGCAAGGGACGAUGCUGGGGCUCUGCCAUCCCCCUGUGUCUGCUGGUGUCGCUCAUGGCCUGGUGAAAGUACUGCGGUCAGUUGUGUGUGUGUGUGUCCCUCGUCCCAUGACUGACAGCACCCACCCCUUCCUCCUGCUGCUGCUCCCAGAGGGUGAUUCCGUCCUGCUUUAAGUUGUUAACAGUAGCUGGGGUGGGCAAGGGAGGAGACACUGAACAUCGCAGAGCUUGGUGUUGGGGAAGGAAAGAUCCUGAAUGUGGAGAACCCAACUUUCAAACACAAAUGUUCAAUGUGCGCAUCAUUAGCCACUACGCAAUUUGAACACUUUCACUUGAAUUACAAACCCAUUGUUUCAGCUGCUUACCUUGACUCUUCUCCAGCUUGUAGAUGUCUGUAUUAACUCCAGUUAUAUGAAAUGUCAACUUUGAAGUAUUUUUGUUAAAUACACAGUAGAGCUUUGUAUUUAACUAAUUGUGAAUUAAUGUCUGUAGAGUGUGAAAUACCAUUUUUAAAGUUGCUUCUA
Molecule: messenger RNA, 3445 nt
Organism: Harpia harpyja (harpy eagle)
Lineage: Eukaryota; Metazoa; Chordata; Aves; Accipitriformes; Accipitridae
Gene: AIDA
Product: axin interactor, dorsalization associated
Exons: 11
Coding region: 67-999 (310 amino acids)
Biological process (GO): determination of ventral identity
Cellular component (GO): membrane
Molecular function (GO): phosphatidylinositol binding
Source: RefSeq, a predicted model, not a curated record